Anopheles nili is the source of this 666-nucleotide messenger RNA. RefSeq lists its product as uncharacterized. Lineage: Eukaryota; Metazoa; Arthropoda; Insecta; Diptera; Culicidae. The coding region runs from base 1 to 666 and encodes 221 amino acids. The record is from RefSeq and is a predicted model, not a curated record. The transcript has 4 exons.
AUGCUGGUAGGGACUGCAGUUUGGCCCACCGACGUUCAGGGUGCUGUUACUGUAAUUGGUGCGCGUUCGUAUCUGGAGGGAGUUGCAAAACGGGUAGUGGCCAUAUUAGAAACUAGAUAUAUUUCUGGCAAUUCGCUUCCAAUUGCAGAUUAUAUUGCUCCCAUACAACUCACCGAACGUGGUAUUUCAAUUAAAGGAAACGUGUCGUUUCAUUCUGCUUUUGUGACAAAAAUUGAUUCGAUCGAAUUUGAUUCUCAGCGCUAUUCAGAAACUUUACAGGACGCAUACAUCAGCGUAAAAGGAGCCUUGAAAUGGCAUGGAAUCGGAGUGGUCUUGGAUUUUGAGGCCGAGCUGGAGGACUAUAAAGGAACGGGAACACUAUACGUAACAUACAAUCAAUUCGAUUUGCCCUUAGAGAUUACCAAAUACUUUAACGCAACGGAACCGACCGGAUCGCUGAUGUUCAUGUCCAUCGAUAAUUCGAACAAAAUCGUAACGGUGGGACAUCCUAAUGACAAGCACGUGCAAAUGAUUUCUCGAGCCAUAAUGACUAAUUUCGAUUUUCGCGAUAACAUGAUUGCAUCAUUUAGAAAUUGGAACUUUCAGAACUUGCUUAAGGCGGUUAUCGACGAAAUGCCAUUCCCGGAGGUGUGCUACAACUGCUAA